AACUCAACUCAACUCAACUCCUGUGCAAGGAUUUCAAGCUCUGCAGACUGCCCUUUCGCGAAUCUUCACGAAACAGCUGCAUGUUUUAGAGAGAGAAAAACGACUUAAACGAGUUUUGGAGAGAGACUUUACAGAACUCUUAUAGAGAGAGAGAGAGAGAGAGAGUUUGUUAGUAAGGUUUUCAGAAGCUUUUCCGAGAGAACAUUCUCGUGAAUUUUCUUGAAUUCCCCAAAGCCUUAUCUUAGAGAAAGAAACUCAGUUCGUAGGGUCGAAAACUCCUUCAUUCUCUGCGCUUUUUUUUCCUAGAGAGAGAGUAAAGGAUGACUGGUAAGUACCAUCUCCCACUGUUUAUUUGUAGAGAGAGAAAAUGAAAGAGACUCUUCCUCUUUUCUUUUCUAGAGGCGAGCCAGUGCAGUGCAUCUGAUGCCACCUUGACACCUCAUUUGUAGAGAGAGAGAGGGUAUAACAUUUUUAGAGAGAGAGGGUGUAGUGAAGUUUGGUUUUAUUGGGUGCUACUUGCAGUAAACAGUCAUCAGAGACCAGUGUAAAGAGAGAAGACUCGAGUUGGGUAGGCAUCACUUAGAGAGAGAAACCAAAACCCAAGUUCAUAGAGAGAGGACCCAAAACUAAAUUCUAGAGAGAGGGGCCCAAAACCAAAUUCUAGAGAGAGAAAAAGCACAAACCAGAAUGGAAGACAGACCACCAGCCAUGGCGAAGCGCCUGUGGAAAAUAGUCCGCAUCGUGCUCUUCAUGCUCCGCAAGGGAGUAUCGAAGCCGAAGCUCCUCCUGGACCUCAACCUUAUGUUCGAGCGGGGCAAACUCGCCGGGAAGGCCGCCGGAAAAGCCACCGGGAAAGCUCUCGGCCACCUCGUCUUCUCCCGCCACCACACCCCCUACUUCACCUGCGGUCCCCACCUCCACCGCCAUGUGUCGGUCCCCCUCCCCCGAGACUACGAGUUCUCGUGCCGGAACACGCCCGCGCCGAAGCGCAAGUCCCACCGCCACGUGUCCUUUCCCUGCAUCUACACCCGGGUCUCGGACGAUGACGUGCCGGUCACCGCCCUACAGCUACAGAAGGCACUGGAAUUGCUCAACUCCGAAUUUCCCGGCAAGGAGACGCCGGGAAAUGACUUUUCCGGCGCCCUGAAACGGAGCCCGCUCAUCGCGCUUACUGCCCCCUUCUCGCCGUUUCCUCUGAGAGUCACGGACUCGCCCUUCCCAUUGAUGGACGGUGAUGACGACUGCCACGUGGACAGGGAGGCCGAGGAGUUCAUCCGACGGUUCUACGAGGGGCUGCGUACCCAGGCCGGGAAAAGGGACGGGAAGUGAGAUUCCGGGGGUCUGGGUCAGUUUCCCGGCCAGAAUAACGCCCCGAACUUGGUUUUCCGGCGAGGUGAUGGCCGCCGUGAAGCGGUUAAGGGUUUGAUCAUUUUGGCCGAAAAGAAAACGAAAUGUUGCACGUUGGGGUUUGUACUUUUCUGAUUGUUUCGAGUUUUCGGCAAUGUUACAGCUUUAUGAAUGACCAUGUCUCUCUAUUUUAUUUUGUCA
Messenger RNA from Amborella trichopoda, 1548 nucleotides. RefSeq lists its product as uncharacterized. Lineage: Eukaryota; Viridiplantae; Streptophyta; Magnoliopsida; Amborellales; Amborellaceae. The record is from RefSeq and is a predicted model, not a curated record.